AUGUCGACUCGGCCGAUCUUCCUCCUCUCAUCGCGAAAUGCUCCCUCGCAACGUGCCCAUUUUGGCAUAUUUGUUCCGCUCGCAGUGGACCCUCAUAGAGGCACGCUGAUCAACGUGGUUGGGGCCCCGAUGAUGGGAUACGGAUUGAUUUUCCAGAGAAACUAUAUGCCGGCGACCACUGGUCAUGAUGAGUUGGUUCCAAUUGGAAGCGUUGCAUGCGAUCACAUCGUGGACACGUCUGCCUCGGGAACGGCAUCCGAAGACUCCACGCCCCGAGGAACACUGGAGAUCUUGGCUGCUCAAGUGCCGCCUCCCCGAAUCAGUGAGAAUUUUAUGGCUCCCGUAAACGAUACCACCAAUAAACGAUGCCAAGAAUGGACAAUGGAAUAUCUCCGUCAUCUGGUCAAGAAAGGCAUCAUCGGCGCUGGUGCAAUUGAGGUCGUACAGUCGAAGCGAGACUCGCCAACCCAUGGGAUCGGAUUGCAAUCGGUGUUGAAUCGGGUGGAGUUGUAG
Aspergillus melleus is the source of this 513-nucleotide messenger RNA. RefSeq lists its product as uncharacterized. The transcript is spliced from 2 exons. Lineage: Eukaryota; Fungi; Ascomycota; Eurotiomycetes; Eurotiales; Aspergillaceae. The record is from RefSeq and is a predicted model, not a curated record. Bases 1 to 513 code for a protein of 170 amino acids.